AUGGAUGAUUAUAAAUUUGAAGAAAAUCAAAAGAAAAAUCAUGUACAAAAUGAUAUGGAAAGAGAUGAUAAACUCGAUUAUGAUAUUUUGCAGUUAGAAAAAUGCAUUUCGGCUAUAAAUGAUAUUUCAAUUUCAGAUGUUGUUGACGAAAAACAGUUAGAUUCACAAUAUAGCGUAAUAUUACAGAUAUUAUCACAAAAUGCUUCAUUAAUUAUCAAUCAAAACGUUGAAGAUCCUCUAAUUUCAUUCAUAAUUCAUAAUAUACAAUCAGCAUUUGUGAAUAUUGUACAAGGAGCAUCUGCAUUACUUAGAGCAUGCGCAAAAGGCACUAAUUGUAAUAGUUUAAUAUUUAUCCAAGAUGAAAAUUUAAAUGUAAUCAUUAGUUUUCUCAAAGAAGGAAAUGAUUGUUUUGCAAUGUCCAACAUUUUUAGCGUAAUCAUUGAAAUUCUUAAAGACAAAGACACAUCAGAGACAAUUAUUCAACAAUUAAAUUUAGAAAUUUUGACAGAAAUACUAAAUAAUACAAUAAAUAAGAUCAUCAUAAUAGGUUCAGAUCCAAAUAGAAAUGUUUUAAUGCUUAGAAUGCUUGUAUUUUUGAAUGAAUUAAUUUAUAUUACCAAAAACUAUAAAUUAGCAGAUUUAAUCAACCAAUUCUUAACAACACACAUUAAACUUAUUGAUACUAUUGCUGAUCCAACUAUUAUUAAGUUUAUUUGCUGUAUUUAUCUUAAUAUCCUCUCAUAUGUUCAAUUUGAUAAAGAAUUAAUAUCAAUAUUCUUUAAAUGGAUGGAUAUUAAUAGUCCAGAUGUUCUAAAUUUGAUUAUUAAUAUUAUUUGCAAUAAUAAAUAUCCUGGCGUUCCUCCAUCGGAUUUUAUACUUAAAAGAAUGAUUGGAUGCAAAGACCCACAACUAUUUAAUGCACUUUGUGAUGCAGAGGUUGCUUUAUGUGAAAGAAAUCAAAGGCAUUUAGAAAUUAUUUUAAAAGAUAGCAAUGAAUUUAUAUCAGCACUUAUUACAAUGGUUGAUGAAAAUCCUUAUAGUUUAGGAAUAGAAAUAGCACGAUUUCUUGCUUAUUUGGUUUAUCAACAAAUUAAUCCAGAAUUUAUUUUAUCAUCUGGUGUAUUGGGUGUUAUAUCUAGCUUUAUAGAUUCAAAUUCAGCAGAUUCAGUUGAGUUUGUUGCUUCAUUGUUUAAUUUAUUCAAAACACCGUCAAUGACGCAUCAAAUAUACAAAUUUUUGAAUGAAAACUCUAUUAUCGAAGAAAUUGAAUCAUGUGCUGAUAGGGAUUUCCAAGAUCUUGCCGAUAUUUCUUCAGAGUUUUUAGAUGAGAUUGAAAAAUAUCAGAAUUCAGAGGAUUCAAAUGAAAGAUCAUAG
Molecule: messenger RNA, 1374 nt
Organism: Trichomonas vaginalis G3
Lineage: Eukaryota; Parabasalia; Trichomonadida; Trichomonadidae
Product: armadillo (ARM) repeat-containing protein family
Exons: 1
Coding region: 1-1374 (457 amino acids)
Source: RefSeq, a predicted model, not a curated record